This is a messenger RNA of Danio aesculapii, 6870 nucleotides long. RefSeq names its product hydroxylysine kinase, tandem duplicate 2 (gene hykk.2). The coding region runs from base 89 to 1156 and encodes 355 amino acids. Gene Ontology annotation, molecular function: amino acid kinase activity. The record is from RefSeq and is a predicted model, not a curated record. The transcript is spliced from 5 exons. Lineage: Eukaryota; Metazoa; Chordata; Actinopteri; Cypriniformes; Danionidae.
GUGACGUAAUGACGCAGAACACGUCAGCUAAAGCACUCGCUGCAAAACUCCAUUUCACUGACUGGUUUGGCAACAUUCCUCAGCAGCCAUGUCCACAAAAGAAUCGAAGCCAAAUCUCAGCCAUUCGCAGGUGACAGACAUUGUUAAGCGUCUCUAUGGGUUGACCGCAUCCGUCAUACGGCCAUUGCCCAGUUAUGAUGAUCAAAACUUCUACGUGGCGCCCAGCGAGGGUGGGGAGUAUGUUUUAAAAGUCAUGAACUCUGCAGACAGCGAGAACGUCGCUGUUAUUGAGCUGCAGACUCAAUCUAUGAACUUCUUACACCAAAGAGGCCUUCCUGCGCAGACCGCUUUACCUACACUGACUGGACAACUGAUGAGUUUGGAGGAAUUUGAUUGUGGAUUUGGCACACAGAUAUAUUUAGUCCGCUUGCUUACCUACCUGCCCGGCACUACCAUAGCCAAAAUCACCUGCGGUCCUCAAAUCUUGUAUGAUGUUGGGAAAAUGGCCGCCACAUUGGAUACAGUUUUACUGCAAAUGGAGCAUCCAAACACAAGUGUCCUUCAGAGAGAAGAUUUCAUAUGGAAACUCACCAGUAUUCCACUCCUAAACCAGUAUGUUCAUGUGAUGGAUGGGGAUCCCAUGCAGAAAAUCAUAAAAGGCGUUAUAGAGAAGUACCAGGUCCAGGUCAUGCCAAAACUACCUCUGUUCCGCAAGUGCAUCAACCAUGGAGAUUUCAAUGACCACAACCUCUUAGUGAAACCUGACGGACCCUCAAAGUACAAGAUCUCUGGGAUACUUGAUUUUGCAGACAUGAGCUAUGGGUAUUUCAUUUUCGAGCUGGCCAUCACCAUCAUGUACAUGAUGAUUGAGAGUCCCAAUCCGUUAGAUGUUGGAGGGCCAGUGGUGGCGGGAUGGGAAAGUGUUUUUCCUCUCAAUGAGGCUGAAAGAGACUCGCUCUACUGGCUGGUUUUGUCUCGGUUCUGCCAGUCUUUUGUUCUGGCCCGCUAUACUGUGAUCCAGCAGCCGGAGAAUGAAGAGUAUUUGAUGAUCACCUCCAGGAAAGGUCUGCGGCACCUCAGCCGUCUUUGGGAGCUGGGCAAAGAUGAAGUGGAAAGAAUAUGGUUUCAGAGUGCACAACAGAUCAGACAAAUUUGACUGAACACUAAAGCUUUUAAAAUAUAGGGAUGCAGUAAUACAGAUUGCUCGCAGUUUAGUUGGUAUCAUGGUUUAGGGUCACGGGUUUGGUAUGGUUUGGUAUAUCAAUCAAUCAUUCUCCUUCGGCUUAAUCCCUUAUUUAUCAGCAAAAUGAACCGCAAAUUAUUCCGGCGUAUGUUUUACAUAGCGAAUGCCCUUCCAGCUGCAACCCAGUACUGGGAAACACCCAUACACUAUCACAUUUGCACACACACUCGUACACUACGGCCGAUUUAGUGCAUCCAAUUCAUCUAUUGCGCAUGUGUUUGGAUUGUGGGGGAACCCAGAGCACCUGGAGGAAACCCACACCAACACGGGGAGAACAUGCAAACUCCACAAAUCUCCAACUGGCCCAGCCGGGACUCGAACCAGUGACCUUCUUGCUGUGAGGUGACAGUGCUAACCACUAAGCCACUGCGCCGUCCCUCAGUAUAUUUUAUGUUUAGUAAAAAAUAGGACACAAGUAAUCACAAAUGAAUAAACUAUAGCAAGGAUACUACUAAACUAAAUGGUGCUUUUCAGGGUUUCGGGUACCUAACAGUACAAAAACUAAAUAAUAAGCUGUCAUGUACGUUGGCUUUUAUAUCACAGGAUUAUUCUAAACACCGCUCUUGUAAUUCCUUUAAACUUUACCUCAUUUUAUUAAUGAUUAUUUUAGGUUUAAGUGGUAUUUGUAAGGAAUUGGAGGCAAGCAAAGGAUCGCUGUUUGUUCUCACGACAAUUCGUAACUUUUUGAUUUAGUGGCUAAUUCGCAUGAUCUCUUUUGUACGAUUUGCUUCUCCCCCAAUAAUGGGUGGGUUUAGGGGUGGGGUUUGGUGCCACGCCUCCUUUUUAAAAAUAGUACAUUUUCAAACGAUUGAGCUCAAAUGAAUUAGCCACAAAACUGGCAAAACGUAAAAUAGUUACGUUUCCUCGUGAGAUCAGGCUGGUACCACCAUCUACUAGGGCUGCGCGAUAUUGGAGGAUAAAAAAACGGACACUGCGAUAUUUAGUUUUUCUGUGAUCUAUAUAGAUAUAGAUAUAUAGGUAUAGAGAUAUGAAUACAAUUUCAGAAGAUGACCCAAGUAGCUCUAUUUGGAAAGAAUGAAUACUUUCACAUUGAUUGGGAUGGUGUUGUAGGGAAGUUCAUGAAAAAUAUAUAAACUAAACCACAGAUUAAAACAUUAGAACAAAGAUAAAAAUGAAUUAAACAGUGCUUUAUGGUUUUUGGUGGAGUCUAACAGUACUGAGGUACAGAAAUUCAGUCAUUUUAAAUGCUAUACACUCUAAAAAAUAAAUUCGUAAAAUUUAUAGUAAAAACGGCAGCUGUGGUUGCUGGUUUUUCACGGUGCAAACUGUAAAAAAGGAAUUUCUUGUUUUUACAGUAAACUACCGUUUUUCAUAAAUUUUUUAGAUGCAAUAUGUCUGUAUUGCGAAUAACAUCUACACAUCUUUUGUUGCACAGUUAGACACGUUAACACAGCCAUAUGCAGGUGGUGAUGAGGAAGUUACAUAAUGAACCAAAGCUCAUCACUAACAACUUUUCCCACAAGUAGAAAAUUGUAUCAGUGUAUAGAAGGUGCUCAGUGUCAUUCAUACAGCUACUAAACACCAGUAUGGUAACACGCAUAAAAUUAAAGUCAUGAAAUAAACAUUGUUUAUCAUCAUUAGAUGUAACAUAAACCUCUAUUGUACAUAACUGAUUGGGAAACAACUAAAAAGAUCCAUAGUAAUGUCAACAAAUAGCAUAACAAGUGAUGUGCCAUGUAGGGAAUUCUGGGAAAGUGAUUUUACGGUUAUUCUUCGUAUAUAUUAAGGAAACAUACUGUUAACCAGGUUAUGGAUUUUUACUGUAGCAUUUUUAGUUUUUUACCGUUGAAAUCACGGCCAUUGUUUACAGUGUACUAUACACUAUAUACACUAUAGAGCAGCGGUCCUCAACCUUUUUAUCACUGCGGACCAACCGUUCAACGCUUUAUCAUUUUACCGCAGACGGGGAGAGGGGGCUUGGUGCUUGGGGUGGUGGAUCAUGACCAUCAACUGUUUUCUCAGAGGAUGACAAACUGACAAAACAUUGCUGUCACUCUGAUACAGGUUUUAUUUAUGGAGAAAAUUACAAAGCACUCCAGUGUUAGAGUUGUCUGUAUGUUUCUCAGAUAAUUAGCCUACCGAAAUGUGUUUAUUCCAUACAAAGUAUGAAACUCAACAGUCAGUUCUUGUCUUGUGAAGUGUCGCGCUCACAGCAGUGGGGCUAAUAAUUAUGACUUCAAAUGUAUGUUUGUAAUUUGCCACACUUGAAAAGGUGCUUAAAUUGGACUUUGGCAAGGAUGUAGGAACCCUGGUGUGUUGUACAAUAUAUAAUACUGUAAUGCAGGAAUGUGACACGGCCUCAUUAACUUUUAUGGAUGGCUUAGUCUGAACUUACCUCACAAACCGCAGAUCACAGCACUUUUAUCUGAUCGCUCAAAGGUCUGUUUUUACCGCUCAGGUCAGGUCAUCCUCAAGAAAAGUUAAGCAUUUAGCUAAAUAAGUAAAAGGGCAACAAAUAAAUUGAGACUUUGACCACUCAAUAUUUGUGCAACUGAACCACUUUAAUAAAGGACAACAUUUGUAGCCUUUAAGGUUUACCAGCAGAGUUACCACAAGUCAUGGAAUUUCUGCAAUAUCAUGGCAUUGUAAAAGCUCUUUUCAAGACAUUGAAAGUCUGGGAAUCGUUUCUUUUUUAUAUUAGUGUAUACGACGUGGAAUAUCAGAGAUUUUUGGUUAAAAUUUUGGUUUGCAUUUAGCAAAAUGUACUUUUUCCCUUGACAUGUUGUUUGUCAUGCUGUUUCACACAUAUAUUGCUAAUGUUCUUUGUUUUUAGCUCCAUUUCAUUUGUUUCAUUCUCAUUAUAACUAGUAAACUGUAAAAAAUAUCUGUUAAUUUUGUGUUUUUUGUUUAUUUACGGUUGUGAGUUGCAUUAUGGGACGUUAAUCUCUUCUCUGUUGACUUUUUAUGUCAAAAAUUCUACUCUACAGCCUAACAAAGUGACUUAAAUUGACGUUUAAGUAGUUUAAAAUAAUAUCAUGCAUAGGUCUCAAACUGGAUGCCUGGAGGGCCGCAGCUCUGCACAGUUUUGCUCCAAUCCUAAUCAAACACAGCUGAUUACACUGGUCAAGGUGGUUCUCAUAGUGGCUAAAAUACUCCACAAAUGAUGUUUUAAAGCUGUUAAAAACAGCCUCUUUUAGGCUUUGAUCCUAAUUGUGUCGUUUUGAUGACUGUCGCUUUAAAUUCAAAUGAGAUUGUGCUCUUUCAGAAGAGGGCGGAGCUACAAAUGCCUCUGUGUCAGCAUAGUGGCAGAUUCAAAAACAAGAACGUCCUAUGCUAAUGAGGGAGAGAUGAUUGCUAGUGGGCGGGGCUUUCCCCCUUACAAAGGGAGAAUGUCAAUCAAAGUGUUCCUGCAGACUGUUUUUAUCAAGUCUGAUUAUAAACGAUAGAAUUAAUAAAUGUUUAUUAUAAGAAGCUGAUUAUAUUCACUGAUAGCUGCCACAUAACUGUGUUUAAACCCCUUAUAAAAGUGUUUUUUGCAUAAUAGACCCCCUUUAAGGGUACCUAGGAACACAUACUAAUAAUACCACAUUGAAUUUCUUUUGAAUAAAUGUAUCAGCCUGCCAAAUGAACAGAAAUCAAACAUAAUUGGAAUUAAAUACACAGACCAAUCAAGAAUACAGCUGAAAUGUUGUGCCAAGAUUGUGGAUUGAUUGUCCAGAUGCUAGUUAUGUGCUCAUGUUCGGUCGUUUUUUAGCUUAGUAUCGAGUAACUGGAUACUGAACUCCUUACCUUUUAAACGUUUUAAAGGGGGCCUAUUAUGCGUCUUUUGAUGAGAUGUAGAAUAAGUCUCUGAUGUCCGCAGAGUGUGUAUGUCAAGUUUGAGCUCAAAAUACCACACAAAUAAUGUUUUCAAACUCUCUGAAACUGCCCCUGUUAGGUUUUGAUUCUAAUUGAGUCAUUCUGGUGACUGUCGCUUUAAAUUCAAAUGAGAUUGAGCUCUUUUUAGAAGAGGGCGGAGCUACAAAUGCCUGCGUGGCAGAAUUCGUGGCAGAUUCAAAAACAAGAGUGACGUCCUAUGCUAAUGAGGGAGAGAUGGUCACUAGUGGGCGGGGCUUUCACCCUUCUGAUGACACGUACAAAGCGAGAAUGUCAAUCAAAGUGUUUCUGCAGACUGUUUUUAUCAAGUCUGAUUAUAAACGAUAGAAUUAAUAAAUGUUUAUUAUAAGAAGCUGAUUAUAUUCACUGAUAGGUGCCACACAACUGUGUUUAAACCCCUUAUAAAAGUGUUUUUUGCAUAAUAGACCCCCUUUAAGGGUUACUAGGUAACACAUACUAAUAAUACCACAUUGAAUUUCUUUUGAAUAAAUGUAUCAGCCUGCCAAAUGAACAGAAAUCAAACAUAAUUGGAAUUAAAUGCACAGACCAAUCAAGAAUACAGCUGAAAUGUUGUGCCAAGAUUGUGGAUUGAUUGUCCAGAUGCUAGUUUUGUGCUCAUGUUCGGUCGUUUUUUAGUUUAGUAUCGAGUAACUGGAUACUGAACUCCUUACCUUUUAAACGUUUUAAAGGGGGCCUAUCAUGCGUCUUUUGAUGAGAUGUAGAAUAAGUCUCUGAUGUCCCCAGAGUGUGUAUGUCAAGUUUGAGCUCAAAAUACCACACAAGUAAUGUUUUCAAACUCUCUGAAACUGCCCCUGUUAGGUUUUGAUUCUAAUUGAGUCAUUCUGGUGACUGUCGCUUUAAAUUCAAAUGAGAUUGAGCUCUUUUUAGAAGAGGGCGGAGCUACAAAUGCCUGCGUGGCAGAAUUCGUGGCAGAUUCAAAAACAAGAGUGACGUCCUAUGCUAAUGAGGGAGAGAUGGUCACUAGUGGGCGGGGCUUUCACCCUUCUGAUGACACGUACAAAGCGAGAAUGUCAAUCAAAGUGUUUCUGCAGACUGUUUUUAUCAAGUCUGAUUAUAAACGAUAGAAUUAAUAAAUGUUUAUUAUAAGAAGCUGAUUAUAUUCACUGAUAGGUGCCACACAACUGUGUUUAAACCCCUUAUAAAAGUGUUUUUUGCAUAAUAGACCCCCUUUAAGGGUUACUAGGUAACACAUACUAAUAAUACCACAUUGAAUUUCUUUUGAAUAAAUGUAUCAGCCUGCCAAAUGAACAGAAAUCAAACAUAAUUGGAAUUAAAUGCACAGACCAAUCAAGAAUACAGCUGAAAUGUUGUGCCAAGAUUGUGGAUUGAUUGUCCAGAUGCUAGUUUUGUGCUCAUGUUCGGUCGUUUUUUAGUUUAGUAUCGAGUAACUGGAUACUGAACUCCUUACCUUUUAAACGUUUUAAAGGGGCCUAUCAUGCGUCUUUUGAUGAGAUGUAGAAUAAGUCUCUGAUGUCCCCAGAGUGUGUAUGUCAAGUUUGAGCUCAAAAUACCUCACGAAUAAUGUUUUCUAACACUCUGAAACUGCCCCUGUUAGGUUUUGAUCCUAAUUAAGUCAUUUUGAUGACUGUCGCUUUAAAUUCAAAUGAGAUUUUGCUCUUUUUAGGAGAGAGCGGAGCUACAAAUGCCUGUGUGUCAGAAUUCGUGGCAGAUUCAAAAACAAGAGUGACGUCCUAUGCUAAUGAAGGAGAGAUGGUCACUAGUGGGUGGGGCUUUCACCCUUCUGAUGACACGUACAAAGCGAGAAUGUC